Amaranthus tricolor (Joseph's coat) is the source of this 2003-nucleotide messenger RNA. Its product is annotated as probable glycosyltransferase At3g07620. The record is from RefSeq and is a predicted model, not a curated record. The transcript has 4 exons. Gene Ontology annotation, molecular function: glycosyltransferase activity. NCBI's taxonomy places the organism in Eukaryota, Viridiplantae, Streptophyta, Magnoliopsida, Caryophyllales, Amaranthaceae. The coding region runs from base 182 to 1624 and encodes 480 amino acids.
CCAUUAUCCAAUACUCCCAUCACGUUUAAUGACUCCCAAUAAACCCAUAAAUAGGGGGAAAAAGACCAUUUGAAAUGGAUUCUUACCAACUUCCAGAAAUAAUCCUCCCCAUAAAAACAAAAAUAACAAUUACUAAAGAGAAUAAGAAUUGAGGAAGAAGAGAAAUGAUAGGGGAAUAUAAAUGACUUCCUUUUACAAGAAACAUUCACAUAUAUUUAUUUCUAUAUUUUCUAUUUUGGCAUUAUUUGCUUUCUUUGUUCUAUCAAAAAAAGACUCGAAUGGUUUCCUUAAUCUCUUCUCUUUUCCAUCAAGUGGAAAUAUUGUCAAUGAUCCAUUGCUUCAUUCUAUUGCAGUUAUUCACAAUUCUUCAACCCUAUCAAAAUCGGAGGAGAAAAGGCAAAGAGCAAUGAAGAAAUUAAGUGAUGCAAUUAAUGAAGUGUUAUUGGGAAGAAAGAAAGAUGAAAAGAUUGAACAUUUGGAGUUAAAACUUGAUAGAGCAAGAGCUUUAAUUAAAGAAGCAAUUAACCAAAGGAGUAACAUUUCUAUUGAAGAUGGUGCUCAAUAUGUACCUCAUGGAAACAUUUACAACAAUGCUUUUGCCUUUCAUCGGAGCUACUUAUUAAUGGAAAAAAUAUUCAAGAUAUAUAUUUACGAAGAAGGGGAAGUACCCUUAUUUCAUAAUGGUCCAUGCAAAAACAUAUACUCUUUGGAAGGUAUCUUCGUGAAGUCAAUAGAGAACCAAAAUAACAAGUUUAGAACAAGAGAUCCAGAAGAAGCUCAUGUAUAUUUUCUACCAUUCAGUGUGGCAAUGAUAAUUGAACAUCUAUUUGAUCCAAUUUUACGUGAUAAAGCUGUUUUAGAGCGCACCAUUGUUGAUUAUGUCAAAGUUAUUUCUCUUAAGUAUCAUUACUGGAAUAGAAGCCUUGGAGCUGAUCAUUUCAUGCUUUCUUGCCAUGAUUGGGGUCCAAGAGCAACAUGGUACCAUCCAUUAUUAUACUUCCACUCAAUUCGAGCAUUAUGCAACGCAAACAAAUCAGAAAAUUACAACCCAAGAAAAGAUGUAUCAAUCCCAGAAAUCAACUUAAAAACCGGCGAAUUAAAAACCCCAAUCAAAGGAUUACACCCAUCACAACGUACCAUUCUGGGAUUCUUCGCAGGACGAAUGCACGGUCGUAUACGACCUGCACUUCUUAAUUACUGGAAAGAAAAAGAUUUAGAUUUACAUGUUUACGAACAACUUCCUGAACAAAUAUCCUAUGAUGAUAUGAUGAAGAAAAGCAAGUACUGUCUAUGCCCGAGUGGUUUCGAAGUUGCAAGCCCUAGAAUUGUUGAAGCAAUGUAUGCUGGUUGUGUACCUGUUUUGAUAUCCCAAAAUUAUGUUCUUCCUUUUAGUGAUGUUCUUAAUUGGAGUUCAUUUUCUGUACAAGUAUUAGUAAGUGAUAUUCCGAAUCUUAAGAAAAUAUUGAUGGGAAUUCCUUAUCAAAAGUAUUUGGAAAUGCAAAAGGGAGUGGAACAAGUGCAACAACAUUUUGUAAUCAAUGAUCCUCCUAAGAGAUUUGAUGUUUUUCAUAUGAUUAUUCAUUCUAUUUGGCUUAGAAGGUUGAAUGUACACAUUUAUAGUUGAUUAGAAUAAGUAUUAGUUUGGACGGAAUAUACAAAGUUUUUUCACAUUAAUUUGUUUUGAUUUUUGUAGUCUAUAUGAUGUGAUAUUAUUAUGGCCCAUAUGUAGAGAUCAUUGAUGUUUGUAAGUGGUAAAAAUCAAACAUGUAUUACAAAGAUGGAAUUUUAGAAAAAUCUUCAAUCAGUAGGUCUACUCAUGGUUUUUCAUAUCCGACUUAUUUAAUAAGUUAUAUUUCAAUCAUCAUCAUCAUGAUCAAUGUAUCCCGUUCUGUACUCACGAUUGAAGUUAUUAUUAGGCCUAAAGAGGGUUGGAUGACGCUAGAUAAUACCCUUAUUAAAAGUGAUAAGGAAAUUGUUCUUGUAUAUAUUAUUGAAACUAAAGA